Molecule: messenger RNA, 6574 nt
Organism: Triplophysa dalaica
Lineage: Eukaryota; Metazoa; Chordata; Actinopteri; Cypriniformes; Nemacheilidae
Gene: lrrtm4l2
Product: leucine rich repeat transmembrane neuronal 4 like 2
Exons: 3
Coding region: 375-1988 (537 amino acids)
Cellular component (GO): plasma membrane
Molecular function (GO): protein binding
Source: RefSeq, a predicted model, not a curated record
AUUAUGACGAUCUGCAUCCGGCACCAUUUCACAUUUACACUAUGGAUAAUGACUGCUUUUCUCAUCCAAGCCUGAUAAAACUUCUGUGCGUUUUGUUUUUUGCAUUAAACCAUCGCGUUUCAGGUCGGGCUCGCAUCUUAACGUGAUCAUCUCUGUUUCAAGACUUGAUAUUCGUGGAAAUCGGAAGCGGGGAUUUUAACUCGUUUUUGGGUAGUUAUGCUUUCACGGUCAACUCCGAAGCCAUUGCGCGCAACAAACUGACGCUUUUUAUUUACUUGCGUUCUUUUUUGGCAUCGCCAAAAAGCGCAGAGGAGAUUUCUGAAGUCGGGGACUGAAUUGGCUCUUCAACACCCAACUGGAAAAGAACCUGUGCAAUGGGGCUCUCACUAUGGGACGGACGUCUGUCAUGUUUCCUUCUUCACAUUUCUGUUCUCCUGCUGCUCAGCAAGGGGGAGAAGAUGUGCCCAGCGAGCUGCCGCUGCGAAGGCAAGAUUGUUUACUGCGAGUCUGGCGGCUUUCAAGACGUCCCGGAGAACAUCUCUCUGGGGUGCCAAGGGCUAUCCCUGCGGUACAACGGCCUCCUGGUGUUGUUGCCAUACCAAUUUGCUCACCUCAACCAGCUGGUAUGGCUCUAUCUGGACCACAAUUUCAUCAGCGUCAUGGACAGAUUGGCCUUCCAGGGCCUUCGCCGGCUAAAGGAAUUAAUCCUGAGCUCUAAUAAGAUCAUGCAGCUACAAAACGGCACGUUCGAGGCGAUUCCGAACCUGCGCAACCUCGACCUGUCCUACAAUCAGCUAGAGGAUCUGGCAGCGGGGCAUUUUCAAGGGCUUCGCAAGCUUCAGACCCUUCACCUCCGGUCGAACAGUAUCAAAAACAUUCCUGUUCGUACGUUCAUGGAAUGUAGAAGCCUGGAGUUUUUAGAUUUGGGUUACAAUCGCCUGCGGACUAUAACUCGGACGACCUUUCUGGGCCUACUGCGGCUGACAGAACUGCAUCUUGAACACAAUCAGUUUUCCCGGAUUAAUUUUUUCCUUUUUCCACGCCUCUUGAAUCUGCAGGCUCUGUAUCUGCAAUGGAAUCGCAUACGGACGGUUAUCCAAGGAUUACCUUGGACGUGGCACACCCUGCAGAAAUUGGAUCUAUCGGGCAAUGAGAUUCAGGUUUUAGACCCUGCCGUUUUUAGGUGUUUGCCCAAUUUGCACACGCUCAAUCUGGAGUCUAACAAGAUCAGCAACGUUUCACAGGAUGUGGUGUCAUCGUGGAUCUCCAUCAGCACCAUCAACCUGGCAGGUAACGUAUGGGACUGUAGCGCUAGCAUCUGCCCUCUAGUGUCCUGGCUGAGAAAUUUCAGAGGAACGAGAGAUGCCACCAUCAUCUGCAGUACUCCCAAAUCCCUACAGGGAGAAAAGGUCAUGGACGCCGUGAGGAACAACUCUGUAUGUGAGGAGAUAUUCACGGUGGAACCCACCAUGGAAUUAACUCUUCUUUUGACCACAACAACUUUUUAUGUGACAAAGCCACCCACAAGCACCAUGACAACACCUUUCACCACCACUACACAGCUUUCUCAAGUUACCCAAAGACUUUCUCCAAAGCUUUCGUUCCCUGUUCAGUCCGACAAAGGAUUCCCACCACGUCUGACAGUCACUGCCAGCACCUUACCUUUCACCCCAGAGCCGGAGUUCGAGCACAUGACUUUCCACAAGAUCAUCGCCGGCAGCGUGGCGCUGUUCCUCUCCGUGUCGCUCAUCCUGUUGGUGAUCUACGUGUCGUGGCGUCGAUACCCCAACAGCAUGAGGCAACUCCAGCAGCACUCCAUCCGACGCAAGCGCAGGAAAAAGACUCAAGAGCCAGAGCCCGACAUCAACUCCCAGCUGCAAGAAUAUUACCUGAGCUACAAUCAUGCCAAUGUGGAGACCAUUGACUCUAUGGUUAACGGGGGGGCGUGCACCUGCACCAUCUCGGGCUCCAGAGAGUGCGAGGUAUGACCGACCGCUAACAAACGCAUUCUCUGCACCGGGAGUCAGAGAAUGCAUAUACGUAUCCCAGACCGCUCCCGGGGCCCUGGCUGAGAGACAUCACCAUAAAUCACUGAGGGAGGAGGCCAUGAGAACACAGAGCGGUGCAGAUAAAGCCUUUCUUGGAUUUGCAAACGCGAAUGAAGCCUUACUGAAAAGAAUUAAGCCGGGCGGAACGCAUCUCCUGUUGUACGGAAACCAUUCAUUUCGGUCUCUUUCGAAAGUAGAGCGAAGGACUACGCCAUGAAUCUGACACCCUGUCCUUAAUGUAAACUGGUCCACUAGUCAAUUCAACAAACGCUAACCGUCCCCCACAACAUGGGGCUGGCAAACAUGAAUGGCCAAUCCAAAUGUAAUGAACUGGCAAAACGGUUUUGGAGGCUGCCAUUGUUCCUGUAUGAUAGCUACCUGCUCUCUCCAUGGAAUCUACGCCCACCGUUCGGAUCUUUCCCACCUCCCGUGCCGCUCAUCUCUUUGUGUCGUGUAGUGAUGUGAUGACUAUUCAUGCCGAACCAUUGAAAGCGUCUCUCCUGAUCACUGGACAGUAAUUGCUCAAUUGAGCACAACCCACGGGGAUGUUUCUGGAGGACUACACGACAACAGGACUUAUUUUUGACUGCUCCGGAAAAAUAAUUGAAAAGAAAGCGGCGAGAGCUAUUUUGUAGGAUCGCGGCUUCACCGCGAGUUCCCACUGUGAUUUGAUUUCGGCAGAGGCUGAGCUCGGACAAACCACAGGAGAAUUGAAUUGUGGGUAGAACGUGCUUGUUGUGGAUUUGUCCCUUUUGUUUCCUGUUUUUCAGAGAUUUUCCUGGAUUUUUUAAAAGAGGCUUUUCUCUUUGUCCAGCCGAGUUAGCAAAGUUGACUAUUUUUGUAUGAGGACCUGUCGUCAUAACUCGAUGAAGCGUAGAGAGAUGGACUGUAAAACAUUUACAUGUGUGUUUUGGGACAUUUGUAUCCGAAUGCCUUUGUUCACCACACAAUUCCAGCCACCGAUCCAACACAGCAACUGGAUGUUUUCUAGAACAAAAAACAGCACUACAACAAAACCUGGUAGAACAUCAAGCAGCUCUCAACUGGUCUCAAAAACUGUCCACGUGUAUACUAGGGUCAGUGAAUAAAUGAUGUGAAAAUGCAACAAACUAUCAUUCAUAAUCGGAGCAAAAACAAAUGUUUUUCAUCUUUUGUGAUCGACAUCAAAGGCUGUGCCAUGCAAACACUUUAGCUUGGUAGAAACAGGCCAGAUUAUACAGAUGCCACAUGGACCGGUUGAAUGAAAUGCCAUUAUCACUGAAAACCAUGAAUACAACCACACACAAUAAAAUGCUGUUGUUUUAAUCCCUGCUUGAGUAAAAUAUGGAUAAACUCAACCGUAGGUUUAAAUUAACCUAAAAAAUAUGAAUAUUCAACCCAACGAUGGGUUGAAAAACACCACCAUAUGUUGAUCUGAACGAAUGGGUUUAAAUGAAACAUAACUUGUGCACGCAUGAAUAACAUAAUAAUAUAAUCAAGAAUACACAAGCUCAUUUACGAUGGGGAACAAAUCUGGUUUGUCACAUUAUGAGAUCUUUGGCAAAAUUAAUACAUUUUAAUGCAAAAAUAAACCUGGGUUGCUUCAACACACGUUUGAAUAACAUGUGGACAAACCCAUCUGUUGACUUAAAAGGAACCUAUGUUGGGUUUAAACCAAUGGUGGUGUCUAAAAAUUACAUUUCUUAGUUUAUUUAAACCAGUGGUUGAUUUGUCCAUUUUUUACCCAACCAUGGGAUAAAACAGCCCAGUAUUUUAAGAGUGUGGUGCCGAGUUAGCCCUGAAGUAAAAACCAAAUUGAGAACUGCUGACAUAAUCAUCUGUGCCAAGUUUUUCACACUUAACCAACCACAUUAGCUUUCACAUUAGUAUUUUGUGUUCUGCACCAUAAGCAGAUGUACAGUAUUUCUGGCACAACGGUAACAAGCCACAGGUAACACGUGCAAGAGACAAAGUGCAUUUAUGUAGCUGUACAUGAAUGAAUGAGAGUGAUCUGAAAGCCAUGGCAAGGAUUAUGUAGAAAUGCACACCCACCGCCAUCUGUCCGGAAACCCCCCACGACUGAUCCGCAAUUCUUUUAAUUGCAUUCAAAAGAAAAAGUUAACAUACUGUUCCUGUAACCAUCCGAAUUACAGUGAAACAUGCCAAGGCUAAUUCAUUUCUUUCAAAUAAAGUUACAGGCUGAAGAGAGAUGAAUUGGAGUUGAAGAUAAUUGGCUUUAACGAUGUUGGAGUGUUCUGUGCGGUUGCUAGGGCAUUGUUAAAUGGUUUCUAGGGUAUUUUUGUCUACCUGCAUUCUCAAACAAGCCCACACUCUAAAUAAAUGGCUUGGGCUCAUCUUUCAAUGUUCAUAAAGCCAAACUUGAUCAAAAUCAUGAUUCCUACCUUUAGAAAUACUGCAAUAGCACACUUCAACAUCAACAAACCAUGUGAGUGGCUGCAGGCAGAAUACAAACAUAACUAAAGACAGCUUAAACAUUUUCUAUUAUGUGUUCUUUAGUGAGAACUGGCCACCCUUAAAGAUUCUUGUAUAAAAAAGGUUCAAUCUGCCAGAAAUCUAUCAAUGCGCUGAAUCAGUGGUCAGACUGCAGGGGUUCUGCCUGGUGACUUGUGCAAUUUAAAGCUUUACUCUGUGAUUUAUGUCAGAAAUUUCUAACUCAAAGGUACAAAAAACACAACCAAAAAUGGUCAUCUCUGAUACAUUUUCAUUCCAUCUAGUCAUAAGUAAGAAAAGUUUUCCUAUCAUCAAUUUAUCUUGAAAAAUCCAGACAUCUUUAUGGAUGCAUUAAAAAACAUUUCCCAUAGUUUACUGCAGUCAAGAAGAACACAUGUAUUUAAGCUCCUUGUCCCUUUCCUAGAAAAAACAACGAGCUUCAGUUUUUAAAGCAAGACGAGAAUGCUGCUGAUGAAAUGAUGUUGUUUUUUUAAACGGUCCCAAUUAGCCGAAUAUUUUAGUGAAGGUGUAGAUACUAAACCAUGAAUUAAAGACACAUGCCCAGAUUGGUGUGAUGUUAUUUUCAACAUCCUAUUCAAAAAUACAUUUCUAAAUCGAAUUUCUAUUGAAUUAGAUAACUCAAUUUGUUAAUGUUUUGAAUGUGUUUGUGAAGGUUUGUUUUCAUGCCCAGCCUAUAAAAAAAUGUAUAAACUAAAAUAGUACAUAUUUGAACCCAAGUCUUUUAACUUGUUAAAAACAUAAUGAGAUCCAAAUGUCUAAUUCUAUAUCUAUUAAUUUUAACGCCACGUCAGCACUAAAAGCUAUCAUUGGCAAACUAACACAAUUUUACAGCAACAAAAUACCAAUGCCAACAAAAAAUUAUACACAAUGCCUAAGACUACUUUUAAAAUUUGUGAUGUCGACUGUUUUUUGGACCAUCUAUAUCUUAAUACACUCGCCCACGCGACAUUACAAAUUGCAGUAGUGUAUACUUUUUCUCAUCUGGGAAAUUUAAACCAAAAGUUAAUGACUUAUCCUGCACAUACUGGUUAAUGUCCAAUAAAAAGCAAUGUUCCGCCCACAACUAGCAUAAAAAAACAGAGAAAACAUGAAUGGAUUAGGAGGUUUAACACACAUUUGUGUUGUCCAUGCCAUCUGAUUAAAGCAAAAGAGAUAUUACUAUUAUGUUAUGAAAUAUGUUCUUUUUCAAUUUAACAAUUACAAGCUAAUAAUACAAUCUGUAUAAAAAAGAAAAUAAUCUUUCUUGAAAUCUCAGGCAUUUGGACCUCUACAUAUAUAUUUUACAUGUAUUAAAAAAAUUGCAGCCUAAUCUAAAAGUUCAGUUUAACUACGAUGACAAUUGUCUGAAAGAGGUUAGACCGCUUCUUACAUGUCAGACACAUUGCGCAUUAGUUGAAAGAGAACAAAAUAACCACCUGUCAUUCAUCACGUCAGGUACAGGUGUGCUAGACUCUCAGACAGACUGUGUGACAUAAUGUGGAUUAGCACAAAAUUUAGUUAGACACUAGGAAGGUUAUUAUAUUUUAAUGACUUCCAUUCAUUCUAAUAAAUUGAAUUGGGUAUUUUUGAGUCUAACUGGUUUCAGCAUCACCAGUAUAAUUACGGUUUGUCACCAUGUAAACUUACUGGUAUCCUUGCAUGUGUCAUAUAAAGAUUACCGCAUUUACAUGGUCACUAAAUUAGUGGAAAUACCCCAGAGACUUGCAAUAGCUGCAUUACUGGAAACACAAUUAUUUUAACAAACGGACAGGUGAACAUGUAGAAAUAAAAAUCUACUUCUAUUUAUAUAUUUCUAUAGAUACAAUUUAAGUAGCUGAACUUCUAUAUCACAUAUAUCACACUUUGACAAACUCUGCAUCUAUUUUUUAUGUAUGAUCAUUUCCCUCUGUGGUAACUGUUAACAUCAGAACACAUUUCAUGCAAACCACAGCAGAAGACAUGUUCACAUGUACAGACUUCUCUCCUUUCAACUCUGCUCAAACAGUUGAUAUGUUGCUAUUUGUAUUUUUAACUGUAUCCUCGGUAUGUCUGUGGCUCUUCUUUAGAAAAAUAAAUGAAAUACUUUCGUAAAACUU